This is a messenger RNA of Camarhynchus parvulus, 1869 nucleotides long. It is a transcript of the gene IDNK, whose product is annotated as IDNK gluconokinase. Gene Ontology annotation, molecular function: gluconokinase activity. Gene Ontology annotation, cellular component: cytoplasm. Bases 79 to 642 code for a protein of 187 amino acids. The record is from RefSeq and is a predicted model, not a curated record. The transcript has 5 exons. Lineage: Eukaryota; Metazoa; Chordata; Aves; Passeriformes; Thraupidae.
AGGCGAGGGCGGGCCGGGCCGGGCCGGACCAGCGGCGCAGCAGGGCAAAGGGGCAACGGCAGAGCGCGGCGGGCCGCCAUGGUGCUGGUGGUGGUGAUGGGCGUCAGCGGCUCAGGGAAGACCACGGUCGGGUCGCGGCUGGCAGAGAAGUUGGGAUGGAAAUUCUACGAUGCAGACGAUUAUCAUCCUCUAGAGAAUAAGAAGAAAAUGGAAGAAGGGAUACCACUAAACGAUGAGGACAGGAUUCCUUGGCUUUGUACACUGCAUGAUAUACUAAGGAGAGAAGACACAUCUAGACAAGAUACAAUUCUGGCCUGCUCUGCACUGAAGAAGAUGUACAGGCGUGUGUUAAUUGGUGGAGCAUCUGCAAUUGAAAGCAACCAGCCAGAGCAACCAGGAGAAAACCCACCACUGAAGAUCCUCUUUGUUCAUUUGGAUGGACCUAAGGACAUAAUUGCUGCCCGCUUGGAGAAGCGGAGAGGUCAUUUUAUGCCACUUGAACUUCUCCAGUCUCAGUUUGAUACUCUAGAGCCACCCAGUGCACCAGAAAACUUCAUUACUGUCAGUCUAGAAAAACCUCUCCCAGAAAUACUCCUACAGAUUGAGACCGCCAUUCUUCAGGGUGAGGCUUUGCCAGAGUAAUUUUCUGAAUGACACAUACAGAAAUUCCCUAAAGGAUAGCAGGGCAAAGAGACAGAAUUUUAAUUAUCAAAUUGAUUAUUAAAUCAAACCAACUUAUUUUUAAGAGCUGGUUUACUACUCUUUUUUUUUAUCAUGGCUCUGUAAAAGACAUUUAAAAUGUCUUUACAUCUUUUACAUAUAUAAGAUGCAAGAACUGUUAACUUUUUAAGCCCUUCACUCUAUUAAGUUAAAAUUCUCCUUUUAGUAAGAGCUUGCUUUUGAAAAUUCUGGCAAGGGUCACACAGAAUAAUUUAUUUUCUUAAUAUUUACUCUGUCAGACACUGAGAUGGACACAUCUGCUAUUACAAGAUUAAAUAAUUUAGAGCUUUGUUAAAAAUAACGUCAUUUUCCUAGAAGAGGCAGGAACAUGCAUGAUGAAGUUCCAUACAUGACGCUACCCCUGUCUCACUGCUGGAUUUUCAUCGAGUUGUAAGUUCUGUGUUUGUAUUCUUGUUGACCUCAGCAGAGCACUGAUGACUUCAUGAGAAUUUUUGUGAUCUCUUACUGUAUGCAUUGGCCACCAAGCUGAAAACUGUGAGAAAAAAUAGGUAGUGGUGGUGAUGCAGUACACAAAAUUUAAUUGAAUGGAAAGCUUUAGAAAUAAAGUAUAAGUGGCAUUGAAGCAAAAUGGAAAUUUUCCAGGGUAGAAAUCCAUUUUGAUUUAGGUGAAAUGUACUUUUCUGUGUAAAGCCAAAGCCAAAAGGAAAGCUGCUUCAGUGACAGACAAGAGAUAAGAGACAGCAAAAGAGAGAUAAAGGAGAGACAGAGACGCUGCGGAACAGGGCAGGGACACAAGAAAUUCCUUCUAAUAAAGAAAAAUUAACAGCAAAAGUCACUGCGAAAUUCGUAAAAAUGAAUAUGUAUGAGCCUAUUGUGAAAUUGUAUGCAUAUGCAUUUGAAAGGGGGAUAAAAGGAAGGGCUGGAGUUCACAAAGGUACGCAUGCCCUUUUAGGGAGAGCGAUCCCUGCAUGUGUCCAGCACUGUAAUAAACAUACUGGGCUUUACGACUUUCGCAAAGUUGUAGAGUUUUUUUUCCUUCUCCGCGAAACAGCAUCAUACUGACUCUGAACUUAGAGCUUUCAUGUACAAAGUGUACACAUUGCAGUCAAGUGUGUGUCAACCAGUAAUUUAAGGUACUGAAUUGAGUGCAAGGUUCAUAGACUUUCCUUAUUUUUGAAAACUUACUUU